AUGGCAGAGAAAGUUCCAAUUAUGUUAGGAGGAACAGACUAUACACAAAUAUUUAUUGCUGUUUUCGUUAUAGUUAUAACGUUAGUUCUUUUCGCACUUUACAAGAGAAGGAAGGCCUCAAGACAAGGUAUCUUACUUACAGGGAUUUGUGAUACUGGAAAGACUUUAAUAUUUUCACAACUGAUUCAUAAUAAGCACAUACAGACACAUACUUCAAUCAAAGAAAAUAUUGCAAAUUUUGCAAACAAUAAUGAAGUUCUUAGAAUCAUAGAUAUUCCUGGUCAUGAACGUUUAAGAGACAAAUUUUUUGAACAAUACAAGGACAUUACGAAAGGGAUUGUUUAUGUAGUUGACUCAAAUACUAUUACCCAGGACAUCAGAGAUGCUGCUGAAUUUUUAUAUAAUAUUUUAGUAGAUCCAGUAAUACUUAAAAACAAGCCAAACCUAUUGAUUCUAUGUAAUAAACAGGAUUUUACUUUUUCCAAGGGAGGAUCUGCAGUUAAGGCUAUUUUUGAAAAGGAAUUAAACACUCUACGUAUCACCAAAUCCAGCCAACUUGAAUCAGUAGACCCAAAGGCUAAAAGAGCUGCUCUCCUGGGAGAUCCUGAUGAAGAUUUUGACUUUGCUGGUUUGCCAAUAAAAGUUGACAUUGCUGAAAGCUAUGCCUUCCACAAAAAUGGCUCAGUUGAUAUUGAAGGCUUGAAAAAAUGGCUAGCUAGACUCUAA
Molecule: messenger RNA, 726 nt
Organism: Psylliodes chrysocephalus
Lineage: Eukaryota; Metazoa; Arthropoda; Insecta; Coleoptera; Chrysomelidae
Source: the annotation of a GenBank genome assembly